Messenger RNA from Anolis carolinensis (green anole), 3241 nucleotides. RefSeq names its product fibroblast activation protein alpha (gene fap). Gene Ontology annotation, molecular function: serine-type endopeptidase activity. Gene Ontology annotation, biological process: proteolysis. The coding region runs from base 358 to 2985 and encodes 875 amino acids. The transcript has 27 exons. The record is from RefSeq and is a predicted model, not a curated record. Gene Ontology annotation, cellular component: plasma membrane. Lineage: Eukaryota; Metazoa; Chordata; Lepidosauria; Squamata; Anolidae.
AUCCACUGGGCAACCUGGGGUGAGUCACACUCUCUCAGCCUCAGAGGGAAGCAAGGGCAAACCCUUUCUGAACAAAUCUUGCCAAUAAAACUUUGUGAUAGGUUCGCUUAUAAAGUCAGAAGUGACUUGGAGGCACAUAACACCAAGAACAGCGACCUGUAUGAUAAGAUGAAGCCGCAGUUCUUGCUUUUCUAAAGUUCUUUGUCCUCAAAAGACAGGCUAGUCGGAUCUAAUAGCUAAGAAAUUAGGCCAAAAACAUGGUGUCCUCACUUCCUGCAUCAGUGAAUACAUGAAGUUUUGACUUUGAAUCAAUUCUCUAAGAAUUAGUUUUUCCAAUAUACCUCACAACCUCUGAGGAUGGCUGCCAUAGAUGUGGGUGAAACGUCAGGAGAGAAUACUUCUGGACCAUGGCCAUACAGCCCGGAAAACACACAACUCCCUGAGAAUCCUCCAUGCCAAAAGGGGGAGACAACAAACCAGUGGAUUUCAUAUCUUUGGUUUUGCAUUAUGGUGGUGAAGAAAAGGAAAGCUGCCUCUCUUUCACUUAAGCUGACACUUAAUCAAGUUGUUAUUCCGCUGGAAGAGAGUCCAGCGAAAGAGAAAAGUUUUGGUAAUAUAUCUCAGCAGCAACAAAUUGCCCAUUGCUGGUUUUUCAAAGCUGUAAUUCCUCAUUUGACAAGGAGAAUGAAGAAACAGAAGGCCAAGAUAAUGGAGAUUCAGAUGAAAAUUCUUGUUGGAGCGAUCUCUUGCGUCUUGCUGUCUUUGAUAGUUAUGUGUAUUGUAUUUAUUCCUUCAGAAGUUCGACAUAAAGAAAAUAAUCCUAGGCCUCUAACGUUAGAAGAUUAUCUUGAUGGAGACUUUAGCUACAAAACAUAUUCUCCCUAUUGGGUUUCAGGAAAUGAAUAUCUUCACCAGACAGAUGAAGAUGAUGUGGUUCUUCACAAUGUUGAAUCUGGCCAGUCAGUCAUCCUCCUGACCAACAGUACGCUUAAAAAAGUGAAUGCCACAAACUACGCACUGUCAGGAGACCAGAAUUUUAUUCUGUUAGAAAGCAACUACUCUAAGCUUUGGAGAUACUCUUAUACAGCAUCUUAUCACAUAUACGAUCUCAUAAAUGGGAUUUUUGCCACCGAAUAUCAACUUCCACACAACAUUCAGUAUAUAGCCUGGUCACCAGUUGGACACAAAUUGGCUUACGUGUAUCAGAAUAAUAUCUAUUUGAAACAAGAUCCCAGAGAACCUGCUAUUCAAAUAACUGAAAAUGGUUAUUGGAAUCAAAUAUUUAAUGGAAUUCCAGACUGGGUCUAUGAAGAGGAAAUGCUUGCUGUUAAAUACGCACUGUGGUGGUCUCCAAAUGCAAAAAAUGUGGCGUAUUUACAGUUCAAUGACACUGAAAUACCAGUGAUUGAAUAUUCAUAUUAUGGUGACAGUCAGUAUCCUAGAAAAAUAACCUUUCCAUAUCCAAAGGCUGGAGCAAAAAAUCCUACCGUUAGAGUGUUUGUUAUAGACACUACAAACCCUGAACAUUUUGGUCCUAAGGAGAUAUUUGCUCCAGCAACAAUAGCAUCAAGCGACCACUAUGUCACUUGGAUUACCUGGGCAACAGACAACCGAAUCUGUGUGCAGUGGCUGAAAAGGGUUCAAAACUUCUCUGUCUCAGCUAUCUGUGACUACAAUGAUCGCUCCAGAUCCUGGACCUGCCCAGAGAAUCAACAGCAUAUAGAGGAGAGCCACACAGGAUGGGCUGGUGGAUUCUUUGUUUCAGCACCUUAUUUCACUUCAGAUGCUACUUCAUACUACAAAAUUUAUAGUGAUGGGGAUGGCUACAAGCAUAUUCAUUAUGUCAAAGACUCAGUGGAUAAAGCAACUCAAAUCACAAGUGGAAAAUGGGAGGCCAUAUACAUUUACAAAGUAACAGACAAUGAAAUAUUUUAUUCAAGCAAUGAAUUUGAGGGCUAUCCAGGAAGAAGAAAUAUUUACAAAAUUGAUCUUAGACGAAAUCCUGUAACAAAGCAAUGCAUCACUUGUCAUUUAAGGAAAGAAAGAUGCCAGUACUAUGGAGCAAGAUUUAGUUACAAUGCCAACUAUUAUGCCUUACUGUGUUAUGGCCCAGGGAUGCCUAUUUCUACUAUUUAUGAAAACCGAUAUGACAGAGAGAUCAAAGUUUUGGAAGACAACAGGGAUCUGGACACUGCACUGCAAAAAAUCAGGAUGCCUACAGUGGAAAUUGACAAGUUUGAAGUUGAUGGUAUUACUUUAUGGUACAAGAUGCUUUUGCCUCCACGAUUUGAUAAAUCCAAGAAGUAUCCUCUUCUCAUACAGGUGUAUGCAGGACCUUGCAGUCAAAAUGUGAAACACACCUUUGGUGUUACCUGGCUAACCUACCUUGCAAGCAAAGAAGAGAUUGUGGUAGCUCUUGUAGAUGGCAGGGGAACAGCUUUUCAAGGAGAUAAAAUGAUGCAUGCAGUCUAUCGGAAACUUGGGGUUUAUGAAGUUGAGGAUCAGAUCUCAGCUGUAAGAAAAUUUAUAGACAUGGGGUUCAUUGAUGAAAAAAGAAUAGCCAUAUGGGGCUGGUCCUACGGUGGCUAUGUAGCUUCGCUGGCACUUGGAUCUGGCACAGGUGUCUUUCAGUGUGGAAUAGCUGUCGCUCCUGUCUCCAGCUGGGAAUAUUAUGCAUCCAUCUACACAGAACGGUUUAUGGGUCUUCCAACAGAAUCAGACAAUCUUGAGCACUACAGGAACUCAACAGUGAUGGCAAGGGCUGAGAACUUUCAUAAUGUGGAUUACCUUCUCAUCCAUGGAACGGCAGAUGAUAAUGUGCAUUUUCAGAACUCGGCACAGAUCUCCAAAGCCUUAGUCAAUGCACAAGUGGAUUUCCAGGCCAUGUGGUAUGCUGAUGAGAACCAUGCGAUUCCAGGCCUUUCUCUUAAGCACCUCUACAUCCACAUGACCCAUUUCCUGAAGCAGUGUUUUUCCCUGCCUUAAGAAGAUGUUUUCUUCCUCCUCGGCCUGCCUUCAUAAAGAGAAUGGUGGUGUGCUUUGCUGUGGAAGCCAUGUUAACUGCACAGAUUGUCUAUUUUCAAAGUAGAAUAAUAAAGUGAAAAUUAGGGAAGGCUAAGUAUUUAUAGUCUCUUAAGUGACAUUUCAGCAUCAGCAGAUCAUAUGACAUUUUGUUCAGAUAUGUUUAUUUGUUAGUAAACAAAGGAACAAUAAGAAUAAAACAACUAUUUUGAAGACUUCA